GCCGCGCGGCACGCCGGGAGUUGGAGUCGGGCGUUGGCGGUUGCGCAGCAUCCGUUGGGGGCGCGCGGCGUUGUUGGUCUCUCGUAGGAACAAGGCAGCCAUUGCGGCGGCGGCUGGGAAGAGCGGUUUCCUCGCGGCCGGCUGGAGUCAGCGCUCAGCGACGAUGCCCUACAGCCUCCCUUCAUAAGUUCUGGUACUUCUCUGAUGGCACACUGAACUGACAAGAAGCUAAUCAGUAUAAACCUAGUCGGUGCUAACACAAAAGUAUCAAACUUAAGAUGAGUGGCUGCCGUGUCUUUGUUGGACACUUAAGCUCACGUGCUCGGGAACGGGAUGUGGAGAAAUUCUUCAAAGGAUAUGGACGCAUACGAGAAAUCCAUCUAAAAAAUGGCUUUGGAUUUGUGGAGUUUGAAGACCACAGAGAUGCUGAUGACGCAAUUUAUGAACUAAAUGGUAAAGAGUUGUGUGAUGAAAGGGUUACAAUUGAGCAUGCUCGAGCCCGAAGAGGAAGGGGCAGAUUCGCACAACGAUUCAGUUAUUACCAGUCCCAGAGUGGAUCUAGCCGGUAUGGACCUCCUGUUCGUACUGAACACAGAAUCAUAGUUGAAAACCUUUCUUCCCGUAUCAGCUGGCAGGACUUGAAAGAUGUCAUGAGAAAGGCAGGAGAAGUAACCUAUGUGGAUGCACACAGAAACAACAGGAAUGAAGGGGUUGUGGAAUUUGCAUCCUAUAGUGAUAUGAAGAGCGCACUGGAAAAAUUGGAUGGCACUGAGCUGAACGGACGCAGAAUUAAAUUGAUUGAAGAUCACAGAAGGCACAGAAGCAGGUCUCGUUCAAGGAGUUACUCAAGAUCUCGCAGCAGGUCCAAGUCUACAGGAUCUUCCAGAUCGUACAGCCGGUCCAGGUCCAGGUCCAGGUCCAGGUCCAGGUCUCGUUCUCGCUCUCGAUCCCGUUCCCGUUCUCGCUCUCGCAGUCGUACACCUAAAAAGAGUUACUCCCAGAAGAGCCACCGCUCCAGCCUGCUAGCUUCUUCCCCAUCUCCCUCUUCCUCUAAAAGGAAAUCUCGUUCUAGGUCAAGCUCUGCUCAUAGCCGUAGUUAACCUGCUCUUAGAGAUGUAUUAACACGUUUAAUUUGAUUCAAGUUUCUUGAAGACUUGAGACAAAUUAUACAUGAGAACUAGGAGGGGAGAGUUAACAUGUUGAAAGGGUAACCUCCUUUUUCAUUGCCAAAGUGCCUGUCAUCAAUUAGGCCAUCUCUGUGAGGAAGGGCUGUCAGCUUUCUCCUUUCAGUGAAGUCUGGAGUGGGAAGUCUUUUGGGUUUUUUUUUUUCUGCUAUUAGUAAACAUUUCUAUCAUAGAUAUAUUAUGUACACAUAAUGCUGAGGUAAUGGGAUGAGUCAAUAUGCUGCUUUCUCCCUCCCCUGCCCCUCACUUUUCCCUCCACCUCCAAGGCCUUUGACUUCCAAAAUAUUACAUUAGCUUUUGUCCUUGGUAAUGAAUCCACAGAACAGGAAGUAUAGAUUUUAUUCUUUAAUGUUCUGUGGCUACUUCUCUGUGUGAGAAUGAAUGGGCCAGCUGAAUUUAGAUUAGAGUUCACUUUUUCCCCAUUGCUUGGCUUAACAGGCUAUUUAAGUUCCAGCUUUAAAUGACCUUGAUAAUACGCUUAAUUUGCAACAGACUUGCAGGAAUACGCACUGGCCAGUUAAUAUUGCUCAUUUUGUUAAUGAAUCAAUACAAUGUUAACCAGUAAUGAAAGCUGGAAUUCCCUGUUAGAAUGAGACACACCAUCCAGAUGACAGGAUUAUUGGAAAUCCAUUAUACUUAUGAAAUUUCCAGUAAUUCAGUAGUUUGUGAUCUUGUAUGUAGAGGCCUUAUUUGACAGGUGACUCCAUAAAACUGCACAGAAAUGUCAAUAUGCAUGUCCAUGUUUUUAAUGUUUAUAAAAGUGACAUAGCUUUCAUACCCAAAAGUAUGAUAUUGAAUAUUGUGUGUAUGAUUAGCAAUAGUCUUGAUGGAAAGGAAGGAUUUUUUAGUAAAUGACAGCAGCAAAAAUUCCCAGGAACAGUCUAGUCAUUUGUGACAGGAAAAUUUAAUCAUGUUAAAGGGUAAAGAGGGUAAUUUCUUUAGAACUCCUGAAUGCACAGUUGUUUCAAUUAAUAGAAAUUUCCACUGCAAAUACUGUUUGUUCUUAUAAUUUGGGAUUAAAUUUUUUUUAAACUUCUGGAUCAUUAAAGAAGGGAAGCAUUUUUUGGAAAAAUACAUGUAAAUUAAUCCCAAAGUCUUAUGUGUGUUAAGUGUACCAAUCCUAAUAAAAUAAAACCUUUUUCUGGCUUA
Molecule: messenger RNA, 2333 nt
Organism: Dromaius novaehollandiae (emu)
Lineage: Eukaryota; Metazoa; Chordata; Aves; Casuariiformes; Dromaiidae
Product: serine/arginine-rich splicing factor 5-like
Exons: 9
Coding region: 279-1100 (273 amino acids)
Cellular component (GO): cytoplasm; nucleus
Molecular function (GO): mRNA binding
Source: RefSeq, a predicted model, not a curated record